UAAUAGAGGCUAGAGUGUAAUUGCGUACGACUCAAAUCAAAAGCAUGCAACACAAAUGAUAAUACACCGGACGCACAACCGAGGCGCAGUCUCUCCAGUCAUCUAGUCAGACCGUGCACAUAUAUGCGCGACCGACUCCCGACAACGUAGAAACGCUCGCCGACAUCCCAUCCAGUCGUUUCCGGCGGCCCGGAAACGACUAAUUUUGCUCUGCAGGUACGUUCCCGACCACCUGCUCCACUCUAACCGGAGCAGGGACGUAGACCCCAGCAUGGUGCCCAUCUUCUGCGUAUUCCACAACUCCGCCUACAGGCAGUUCAAGAAGGUCCGCUACAGGCUCGGAACUGUCCCUCACUCGCUGUGCACUCACCUGCUGUACCACUCGGCCAAAUACUCGUCCGGGAGGAUCGCGAGCAGGGACAAGCUCUUCGACGAGAUCUACCAGGGUUUCACGAUAGCCGCCAAUGUACGGCGAAUCUGGAAGCACAUCAGGGUGUUGCUGACGCUAUUCGUGAGCGAGCCGGAAACGGCCGAGUUCUCGGAGAGCAUCCAGAGCGGUCGCGAUGUGAUCUUCUUCGGGGAGGCCGCGUACGGAUGGCUCACGAGCCACAAGUACGACGGCCUCAACCUGGACUGGCCGUACGCCGGAGGACUUUGCGGGUCCGCAUCCGAUGUUCGUCGCUACACGGCGCUCCUGAGGUUCCUGAAGACCCGCUUGGAGUCGCGCUUCAUGCUUACGGUCACUGUGCCCGGAGAGCUCGAGGAUGUGAGCCGAGGAGUGGACCUGCUCGCCGCCAGCGAGGUCGCAGAUUUUCUGCUCCUCAGGUCCCACAGGCGAAGGAACCUCGACCCUUUUCAGUACGACUGCCCCGGCCACGCGGUCGCGCCGGUCUUUUUCGCGCUGAAGGUUCUUGCUCCGAACGUCAAGAUAUGUUUCUCGAUUUCUUUCGAGGUGCGAGCCUUCAAGUCUGCCGCCAACCGCUCCGAGACCGACCUGCGGAUGGAACCGGCCGACCCGACCAGGUACACGGGUACCGCGGGUGUGCGCGCCUUUUCGGAAGUGUGCAGGGCGUUCGACGUCCGCAUGGACCCCGUCAAGUACUGCACCCUCGCAUCGGCCUCCAGGACAGUGAAGCUGGCGCUGGAGACUCCUCGCUCCAUCCGACAAAAGUUGACCGUGCUGUCGAAGCCGUGCGUCGUGCUCUGGGACAUGGAGUUGGACGACUUCGAAGGCCGCUGCUCUCCAGCGUCCCGCGACCCGUGGCCGCUCGCGGCGGCGGCGUACAAUGCCCUGAACUGACAGCUCCGUCAACUUCUCGGCUGGACGUGCAAGGAGGAGCAGCCUCGAUUCGAGUAGCGAUCGAGUCUUGCGUGGCCGACGUGUUGUAUGUUCAGGGUGCUCAUGUGUUCGUGUGUCAAAGGAGUCCCCGUACCCGAUUGACUUGGCGGUUUCAGCUAUCUUAUUCACACUUGAUGUGUUUUGUAUAGAAUGCUCACGCGUUGAGAGGACUGUGCAAGGGAUUUAUUCAAGUUGCUGUUAAUGCAUGUUCGAGCACUGUGGCGGUUGUGUUGCCUAGAUUGCUCGUCCGUUUCUGCCGCUCCAGUGCACCGGGGUGUUUUACAAGACGCACUCGCACAAUCGUUAAUGAUGUAUGCUACCGUAAUACUGUCCGAGGUGCUAAUAAUUAGACGCUCGGACAAUGUUACGGUAUACUGUUUCAGUUGUCGAUGCGUAUAGUCUAUCGCAAGCCGGCUCGAAGUCUGGUAAAUGAAUGUUCGUUCAUUCCGUAUGUGCACAGUGUUUUCUGGAGGUGUGUGUGUGCCUGCGUGUGUGGGUGUUGUGGAUUUUUUUCAUUAUCCCUGUAUCUUUUGUAUUUUUGUUGCUCAUGGCACCCUUCUACUGUAUAAAUAAUUGUAUUUCUUGCUAUGAUGUGUCCGUUCAUACGUUGCAUUGUUUCUUGUAAUAUUUUACUACGACGGUGCUUGUACUGCUUGGACCCUGUUGUUACGAAAUAAAUAAAUAAAUAAAUAAAUAAAUAAAUAAAUAAAUAAAUAAAUAAAUAAAAGUUGCCUCGUGUCAGCCUAUUAUUCGUUAAAGGAUUUGACGUUUGGAGAGACGGGCAGCUUCGCUUUUAUUUAUAGACUCCCAAUCACCGCUGCGUGUGGUGCUGACAAGUAUAGGUGCUUACGUGUAAGAAUAGAGCGUGAAAAGAGUAAUUUUUUUCUUUUGGUUUUAUUUUGGCGUCCUGCACCCUCCUGAUAUCAUGCGUUCUUUCCUAUCCCGUUUUUUCUCACUUUUCGUUUCCCCCACUUUUUUGUUUGAUCUUCCAAUGUUAUCGCUCGUUCUGAGCACGAAUAAAUUGGCGGUUCUCUAGUUCUGUAUAACUGCAUGAACACUAUUUGGUUGCUUUGUAGUAUAAGUGCCACCCCACACUACAUUUCUGCUUAGCUGCUGAGCGCGAGGUCGCGGGAUCGAAUCCCGGCCGCGGCGGCCGCAUUUCGAUGGGGGCGAAAUGCGAAAACACCCGUGUACUUAGAUUUAGGUGCACGUUAAAGAACCCCAGGUGGUCGAAAUUUCCGGAGUCUCC
Messenger RNA from Dermacentor andersoni, 2588 nucleotides. RefSeq names its product chitotriosidase-1-like. Gene Ontology annotation, biological process: carbohydrate metabolic process; chitin catabolic process. NCBI's taxonomy places the organism in Eukaryota, Metazoa, Arthropoda, Arachnida, Ixodida, Ixodidae. The record is from RefSeq and is a predicted model, not a curated record. Gene Ontology annotation, molecular function: chitinase activity; chitin binding. Gene Ontology annotation, cellular component: extracellular region.